Molecule: messenger RNA, 8064 nt
Organism: Chelonia mydas (Green sea turtle)
Lineage: Eukaryota; Metazoa; Chordata; Testudines; Cheloniidae
Product: endoplasmic reticulum aminopeptidase 2
Exons: 19
Coding region: 2971-5811 (946 amino acids)
Biological process (GO): proteolysis; peptide catabolic process
Cellular component (GO): cytoplasm
Molecular function (GO): metalloaminopeptidase activity; zinc ion binding; peptide binding
Source: RefSeq, a predicted model, not a curated record
CAGGAAGCUACAGUCCCUGGUGGGUUUCUUGAAGUGAAGGAACUGAGUGGAAAGAGUGUCUUUGGCAGUGAUCCUGACAAUUCUCAGGAAGGUGGGGCUGUGCCUCACUGGAGCCUGAGUGGAUGAUUGUUUUUGUUUUUGAGAACCUUGUUAAUUUAAUAAAAAUGCAGAAGCUUCUCAGAAGGACUGUAACUAAAAGAGGGAGUGUGGAGUUUGUUUUGGUGGGGGAAUAGGAAGGGCACAGGAGAGUACUGGGGCGGGGGUUGGGUGACAGCUGGCCCUGUUAUGAGAGUAUUCUUUGACAAGGUUAACAGGGAAUUGUAUGAAUUUACUUGUCUGGAUAACUGAGCUUCUCUCUCACUAUGUAGUGCCAUCUUAGGGAAAACCUAGGCGAAUGCUGAUUGAACCUUUCUAUGCCAAUCCCAUAAUCUGAAUACAGUAGGGGUGUGUGUAUAUACACACACACACACACACACUAGCUGGGGAUUGGGAGUUCAUAAAAUGAAACAUCUGAAAAUUACGGUAGAUACAGUGCAUGAAUUGUAGUAUGGUGUAGGGCAUUGCUUUCUUGUUCUUCAAACUACAGUAAAAGAGUUUCAAUGCAAUGGAGGCAUCAGACUGUGAAGGAGUGUUGACUUGUUCAUCAGUAUAACUCUUAUGUGAUUGUGGUUGUCUUCUUUUCAUCAGUUGAAAAAAAUGGUUCAUAUAACUAAUCAUUUGUAUGAUUGGUGUUCAUAAAUGAGUGGUCUACUGUAACUCUGAAUGUGGAGGGCUCCACAGGUGUCAUUCACCAUUUGGAACAUAAAUAGGUUUUAUCAGUUCAAAAACUGUAGAAGCUUAAAGCCUUAAAACUUUGAUUAGUAUUGUAACUAUUUAAAAUGUACAGUGAGAGGGUUAGAAGUUCUCUGGGAGCAUUCAAGCAUGCUAAUCUAAACCACCUUGUGAAAGUUACAGGUAGUAGCUAGAAGGCAGGUAGGCCAAUAGCCAUAUUGUCCAUUUUUAUUUUUUUGUCUGGUACAGACCAGACAUCCCCUUACGUGGGUCCAAAACUCUUAGAAAUGGUAGUAAGUUGUGCUAUCAUUUCAUCAGACUUUGAUCAGUGCAAUAGCUGGGCACUAGGGCUCUCAAAUCACUUUAAUCUUGGAGAACAGUGACUGGUCAUCAAUGUAGCUUUAAAAGAUAUACAGCUGUACAAUCUCAUAUGCCCCCAACACCUCUCUCUCUCUCUUUAAUCUGGGUCUUGUCUAACAGGUGUCUGUAGCCUUUGAGGCCUUUAUGGAGAAUCAGAAGCAACAGGUGUUUAUCAGGGUUCCAAGUUGCUGAUGCGUAAAAACUUUUGAGCAGCUAUGGCAACAAAACUAGUUGCUUACAAGUUACAUGCAGCAUUUUUAUACAGAUGCUCAGUAACAUGGAGAUGAGCCAGUUAUAAACAUCUAGAUACCUAUGGAUAGACAAACUCUUCCCAAAAAAAUUUCUGGCAAUAGCUUGCUUUCUCUUCAGUAGCUAGCCGCCUUGAGAUGCAUUCUUUUUCAGAACUUUCCCCAGGUCCCUGCAUCAUUUUACACAACUGAAAACAUACUAUUGAUUUAUACUAUCCAGUGCCCAUACCAAUAUGGGAAUCACGGUUGCCUCAAUUUUUUGUUAAUCCUGAAGUACUGAUAUUGGGGGGGGGGGGAGGGGGAGUUGAAAUAGUUUGCUUUAUUGAAUUUUCUAUUAAAAUGUCUGCUUAUCUCCAAGAGACAGUGGUGUGGGCCAUACUGUCAAGUAGAAAUAGCUGCAAUAUGUAACUAUGAAUGGUUUGACAUCAUGACUGAAACUUGGUAGCCAAGCCUAGUUUUUUCUGUGAUCAUUGGGCAUAAUAGCACUUUAUAUAGUUCCUCUGAUACCUACACAAUAUGAUUAGUAUGACAGUCCUUGGCUUGAGGCCUUUCUCUAGCUAUGUCACCCACUGAUAUAAAUUCACUAGGAUUCCUUUCUUUUGUGUUAACAAAAGAAGUUACACAAUUCUAAAAUAUAGGGAUCAUAUGUAGAAUUGCUCUACUGAGUGUCAUUAAUUAUUGUGUGGAUUAAUGACAUGGAGGAGAAAGGUGGGGUGGAAAGUGGGUAGUUCUGGUGUUUGUCAAAAAUGGAGAAGGGUUUUUCAUACCAUACUGAUUUUGUUUUUCUAACAAGUGCACUGUUUUUCAGAACAGCUUUAUGAAAAAUACUGCACUGACCAAUAACAUCAAUAUUUCUCUGCUGCACAAUUAAUGACCAAAUGUUAUGGUUUCAGAAAUUGCUGUUUGUUUGGCAAUAGAACAAAAAUCCUAUGCAGAAAUAGAGAAGACAGCCCAUGAUUAUAACUGUCUUUUGGGAGGAAAAUUCCAUUGGAGUAGAUCGUCAGACCUUUGACUUCAGUUUAAAAUAAAAAUCAACAGUACAGAUUUCAAGGUUGUUGGGUUUUUUUUAGUCUAGGAUUUUGAAAUGAGCUUGGGAAGGGGGUAAGUGCCUAAGUCCUAUUCCUUUUCUAUUUUUAAAGCUUCCUCAAAUGUAAGCCCUCAGUACACAUCUUUACUUUUAAUGCCUUAAAAGCAGUUUUACUACAGUUUCAGUCUGUUUCAGGGAUAGCUGCGAAGAAAAAGCAUAUAUAUGCAUUUGUUUCACAAAUAACUAAGUAUAGGACAGCAGAUUAUAUUUUGAUAGAAUAUUGCAAAGUUGUUUCUGAAAAGUUAAAAAUCUUUCAAUUGGCAUCCACAAGAGGUGGCUAUUUUCCUACUCUUGUCUCAACAAGAGUGGGUGACGACAAACUGAAAAGAAACUGAAAAUAAAAGGACAAUUCUGCCUUCUGUACGGUUAAAGAAAGAGAUGAGACGGAUAAGCAGUCAAGAAAGUCUCCGCUAGACAGAAGAUGUGUGUUUUUAUUUUUUUGUUUUUGUUUUUGAGUGUUAGAAUAAAAUGUUGAAGUAGCUAAAAUACCAAAUCCUAUGAACAAUGACAACAUUUCAGUGGCUGGUGGCAAUGCUAUUGAUAUUACACAUUUUGAACUCUGUUGGAAUUAAUUAUGCCCUCAGUGGAGAAAGAAGCAGUGAAAACACAUCUUUUCCUAUAGCAACAAAUGGACAGCCAUUUCCGUGGAAUAAAUUAAGGCUCCCUGAUUGGAUUCUUCCAGUCCAUUAUGACCUUCUAAUUCACCCGAAUCUGACUUCAUUAAUAUUCAUGGGAUCUGUGAAGAUUCAAGUCACUGUGGUACAUGAAACUAGCACCAUAGUCUUACAUAGCAAACAUCUGGAAAUCACCAGUGCAGCUAUUGAGGAGGAAAAUGGAAAGACCCAAGCAGAUUUAAAACAAAUGAAAGUUUUGGAAUACCCGCCCCAUGAGCAAAUUGCCUUUCUAUAUGCUGAGCCAUUGCUGGUGGAUAAGAAGUAUUUCCUUUCUAUAAACUAUAUUGCCAAUCUUUCAGACGGUUUCUAUGGCUUUUAUAAAAGUACUUACAAAACUAAGGAUGGUCAAACAAGAUUGUUGGCUUCUACUCAUUUUGAACCUACUUCAGCCCGCAUGGCAUUUCCAUGUUUUGAUGAACCAUCCUUUAAGGCAAAUUAUACAAUAAAGAUUCGGAGGGAUGGGCAACAUAGUGCACUAUCUAAUAUGCCAAAGGUAAAGACUCUAAAGCUAGACAACAACCUGUUUGAAGAUCACUUUGCAGAGAGUGUAAAAAUGAGCACCUACUUGGUAGCAUUUAUAGUUAGUGAUUUCCAGUCAGUCAGUGGUACAACUUCAUCUGGAAUUAAGGUGUCAGUAUAUGUCACUCCAGAGAAACUGAAUCAAGCUCAUUAUGCACUGGAAGCUGCCAUAAAGAUAUUGGAAUUCUAUGAGCAAUAUUUUGGUAUCUAUUACCCUCUCCCAAAACAAGAUCUUGUUGCUGUCCCUGACUUUCAGUCAGGAGCCAUGGAGAACUGGGGCCUGACCACAUACAGAGAGACUUCUCUGCUUUAUGAUCCUGAGACUUCUUCAGCUUCUGACAAACUUUGGGUUACCAUGGUGAUAGGACAUGAACUUGCUCAUCAGUGGUUCGGUAAUCUUGUUACCAUGGAAUGGUGGAAUGACAUCUGGCUGAAUGAAGGGUUUGCUCGAUACAUGGAAUUUAUAUCUGUUGAUGCCACGUACCCAGAGUUGCAAGUGAAUGAUUAUUUGUUAGGUACCUGCUUUGCAGCAAUGGGAAGAGACUCUAUGAACUCAUCUCGCCCCAUAUCUUCAAAAGCAGAAAACCCAACACAGAUCAAGGAAAUGUUUGAUACUGUGUCAUACGACAAGGGGGCUUGCAUUCUGCACAUGCUGCGGAACUUUCUGACUGAAGAGGUGUUCCAGAAUGGAAUAAUUCAUUACUUAAAGAAACACAGUUAUAGUAAUGCAAAGAAUAAUGAUCUCUGGAACAGCUUGGCUAAUACAUGUUCAGAAGAGGACUUUACUUCUGGUAAAUUUUGUUACAGCAAAAGUCAGGUGGCUAAGAAUGCACAUAGCUAUUAUGUUGAUGAACACUUUGAUAUUGUGGAGAUAAUGAACACAUGGACACUCCAGAAAGGAAUUCCAUUGAUUAUUGUCGAACAAAAUCAGAAGAGAAUUAAAAUAAGACAAGAACGCUUCUUGAAAGGCAUUUUCCCACAUGAUCCUCAAUGGGCUUCAAUGCAAAUUGGCUUCCUCUGGCAUGUUCCCUUGACGUACAUCACAAGCCACUCCAAAAGUAUUGGAAGACAUUUACUGAAGAACCACUCAGAUACCAUAGAACUCGUGGAAGAUGUCAAUUGGGUAAAAUUCAAUGUGGACAUGAAUGGCUAUUACAUUGUGCACUACGAGGGGAAUGGAUGGGACACAAUCAUUGAACUGUUGAAUCAGAACCACACCAUCUUCAGCUACAAGGACCGAGCCAACCUGAUCCACAAUGCAUUUCAGCUAGUCAGUGCAGGAAGGCUAUCACUGGAUAGAGCUCUUGAUCUGACGCAAUAUCUCCAACAUGAAUCCAGUAACAUAGUACUUCUGCAAGGCCUGGGUUACCUGGCAGCGAUCUAUCGCAUGAUGGAGAGAAGAAAUAUUUCCGAUGUCACAGAAAGUCUCAAGCGGUACAUCCUGCAGCAUUUUAAGCUGGUGAUUGACAGGCAGACCUGGAGUGAUGAGGGCUCCAUCUCUGAUAGAAUGCUACGUUCUGCUCUCCUUGAGCUUGCAUGUGACCUGCAAUAUCCUCCCUGUGUCCAGAAGGCAAAUGAACUUUUCAGCAAGUGGAUGGGAUCGCGUGGAAAUUUAACUAAUGUUCCUUCUGAUGUCCUGGAGACUAUAUAUUCUGUUGGAUCUAAAACAGCUGAUGGCUGGAAUUUUCUUUUGGAGAGAUAUAAAGUGUCCAUGUCUGGUGCUGAACAGAGAAAGAUCUGUUCAGCUUUGGCAAGCUGUAAAGAUGAUGCAAAACUAACAAGAUUGCUGGAGCUUGCAAUGGAGGGACAUAUAAUCAAGACUCAAGACCUGUCAUCAGUUAUCUAUAGUGUCAGCACAAAUCCAGCUGGACAACAUCUUGCAUGGAAGUUUGUAAAGAAAAAUUGGAGCAAACUGCUAGAAAAAUUUCCUCUGGGGUCCUUCUCAAUCAGAACAAUUAUAAUUGGAGUGACAGCGCAGUUUUCUUCAAAACAAGAGCUGGAAGAGGUGAAGUUGUUUUUUGAAUCUGUAAAGGAGAAAGUGUCGCAGCUGAGAGCACCCCAGAUUGCAGUGGAGAAUAUUGAGAAGAAUAUAAAAUGGCUGGAGAGAAAUUUAGUUACAUUAACAAAAUGGAUAUUGGAGAAUCUUAAGUAAAGCUGCUUGAGAUCAGAUGAAAGAGUGCGGUAUUACUCCAUGCUUUGAAAUAACACAUUUAAAAUCAAACUAGAUAUUUUUUCCUCUGAACAGAUGCAUAAUUGCUGCAGUACUUUAUUGAACAUCGGUCUUGUUGAAUUAUGCAGUUCAUUUAAUGAAAACCUUCCUGACAUCUGAUUGUUUAUUUUUAUGAAAUUUGGGCUGCCAUGUUUACAUUGGUUUUGUGUUUGUCUUUAUAUGUGGUUCUGUUUGAAUAUUUAGGUGUUUAAGCCAAUUGAAGGACUGUAGCUAUAGACUUGGAAGAGCGUGUAUGUGUGUGUGUGUGCAUGUUCAUGCGUUUUUGAUUUCACAAGAACCUUGUAAAAUUAAUUUUGAAAUCCCAGAGUGGGUUACAUAUGUAACUUAGGCUUUCUAUUAAAUUUCUUAACAGCUGCAUAGAACCUAGCCCUGCCAGUGUGUACCUUACUUAUUGUUCUUGGUCAGUGAUUUCGUCUGUUCUUUAAAAAAGCAGCUUUCCCCAUAUUUUGCCUUUGGCAGUUUAAGAAAUAUAAAACAACUUCUAUCAAAGACAAAAUGCUGUGUAAGGUUCAUGAUAGAUGAAAACAACUUAGUUUCAUUUUAAAAAACUUCACAAUAAGCAUAUUUCUACCUUUUUAGAUUCUUCUAGUAUAGAAAUUGUAUGUCUCUUAGACAAAUCCAAAAUCAAGGAUUUUUUUAAGAGACCAAAAUAUCUCACAGAUGUGAGAUAACUGUUUAGCUAAGAAACUGGAACAAAAUACCACUGUAUGUUUAGAUAAUAUUGGAGACUGUGACAUGAAACAAAUUGUGGUAAAAAAUCCAACAUUAAGCUUGACAUCAUCAGGGAAGCAAAUCUAGGACCCUUUUUGAAGGCUCUUGGUUGGCCCUCUUUCCUUCAAGACCCAAGAUUUAAUGAGUGACUCCAAACCAUGUCAUACUGCUGUGCUGUGCCCACUGAGUAACAGAGACGGUGGCCCAGAUCCUCAAAGGUAUUUGGGUGCCUGUCUUUCAUUGAAAUCCAUGUGCGUUAGGCGCCUAUUGACUUUGGAGGAUCUGGGCUUAUGUCCUGAACUGGCAUGAGUGUUCAUGGAGGAAAUUAGGAGAAGUAAUAGAUUGUGAGGAUGGGGAAUCUGCAGUUGGCUAUGAUAAAGGGGAUGAUGUCUUGAUUCUCCAUGGGGCUUAAGUUAACACUCCAGAACACUCUGUCAGCACAUAGCUUAUACUUCACGCUGUGUGGCACUGGAGCGUGAGCAGUACACAGCGCUAUAGCAGCACAACUUUCAACCUGCCCUUUGCGAGCUGGGGAACUCCCAUGAGCUGGGGACUCCUGUGACUCUCAUAUAGCAGCGUUGUCUGAAUGAGUCCUGUUCUCACGUCUACUAUUUUACUGUUCUUUGUCUUAUGUUAAAACUAAUGGUACUUGUGGGUAGGCCCUGAGAGAAUAUCUCUGGGUUUAAUCCUGCAAAGAGCUUAGAGUUUCCUGCCCUCAACAUCCACUUAUUUCAGUGGAAGUUGUGAGCAUUCAGCACUGUGUAGGAUUGGGCCCUUGAGAGUUUUAAUUUGGAAUUGGGCUUUUUUUCCCCUCAAACACAUUGUGGGAUGAGUUAUAGACAGAGGAUUAGCCUUAACUUUUGAAUUUCUAGGCUUUCUCGGGCUUGACACUUAAGCAAAAUUCCCAUUGACGACAGCUGCCAUGCUGAUCAUUUCUGUUCUAAAUAUGGGACUGCCAGACUGAUCAGUGCAUCGAAAACUGCAUCUCUUAAAUAUUAAUAAAUUACAACUGAUCUACUCUACCUGAGAGACAAGCUUUGGAAGCAUUUCUGUGGCAGUGACUGGUUCCAUGGCUGCCACUACUGCUGUCUGGCAGUAGGAGUGCCUGGAAAACUCUUUUAAAUGCCCACUAUUCACAUCAUUUGCAUUCCCUAGAUUGCACCCUUAUAUUGUGGCCAUGUAUUACCUCACAUUACGCUCCACUCAGCCAUAAGAGUUUGCUCACAGUGCUGAGCUCUAUGCAUUUGUCUCCGAGCUAUGCAGAAGCCUUUUGGAAUAGCUACUGAGUAAACACUGUUUGUUGAUCAAUAGUGCUUUUGAUUUUCUUUUUUGUUUGUUUGUUUUUGUAGAACUCAGCAACCUUUAGGACUGUGCCUUUAGAAAAUCCCUGAGGCAAGGGUGGUGUCUUUCUUUUUGUACAAAGCCAACUACAUUGUUGUUGAAUAAAUAAAUAAAUUCAGUCCA